CGCGGAGUCCUCCCUGAGUGCGCGCUUGGCUGCGCAGCCUGGAAGGACCCGGAUGUUGGGCUUUUAACCCUUGGCGGCUUGGAGGCCCAGGCGGCGGGCGGUUGAGGCCGGGGCUCCGGUGGAGGAGCCGAGGAACGAGGCGGUCCUCUCCUUCCUCAGCUCCAGGAGGAGAAAGAGGAGGAGGGCGUCAUGGCGGCCAACAUGUACCGAGUGGGAGAUUAUGUCUAUUUUGAAAAUUCUUCAAGCAAUCCAUAUUUGAUAAGACGGAUAGAAGAACUUAAUAAGACAGCCAAUGGCAAUGUGGAAGCAAAAGUGGUGUGUUUUUACAGACGUCGAGAUAUCUCCAAUAGCCUCAUCAUGCUUGCAGACAAACAUGCUAAGGAAGUUGAAGAAGAAUGUGAAAUUCCUAAAGAGGUAGACUUGACUGAUAAGCAGAAACAUCAGUUGAAACACAGGGAACUGUUUCUGUCUCGCCAGUAUGAGUCCCUUCCUGCAACACAUAUAAGGGGGAAAUGCAGUGUUGCACUUCUGAAUGAGACAGAAUCUGUAUUGUCAUAUCUUGCUAAAGAGGAUACUUUCUUCUAUUCACUGGUGUAUGAUCCAUCACUGAAAACACUUCUAGCAGACAAAGGAGAAAUUAGAGUGGGACCCAGGUAUCAAGCAGAUGUACCAGAUAUGCUCUCAGAAGGAGAAACAGAUGACCGUGAACAGGCAAAACUUGAAGUUAAAGUAUGGGAUCCAGAUAGCCACCUCACUGAUCACCAGAUUGACCAGUUUUUAGUAGUAGCACGUGCGGUUGGAACAUUUGCCCGGGCUCUCGACUGCAGUAGUUCAGUCAGGCAGCCUAGCUUACAUAUGAGUGCUGCUGCUGCUUCCCGUGACAUCACUCUGUUUCAUGCAAUGGAUACAUUGCAUAAGCAUAACUAUGAUCUGAGCAGUGCCAUUAGUGUCCUGGUUCCACUUGGAGGCCCUGUGCUGUGUAGAGAUGAAAUGGAAGAAUGGUCAGCUUCCGAGGCCAGUUUGUUUGAAGAAGCACUAGAGAAAUAUGGAAAAGAUUUCAAUGAUAUACGACAAGACUUUCUUCCUUGGAAAUCUCUGACUAGCAUCAUUGAAUAUUAUUACAUGUGGAAAACCACAGACAGAUACAUUCAGCAGAAACGUCUAAAAGCUGCUGAAGCAGAAAGCAAAUUGAAACAAGUUUACAUACCAACAUACAAUAAACCAAAUCCCAGUCAAAUAUCCAGCAGUAAUGGGAAACCAAGUACCAUGAAUGGAGCAGUUGGAGCACCUCAUCAGACCCAGAAUUCAUUAGUAGGCCGUGCCUGUGAAAGUUGCUAUGUUACACAGUCUCAUCAGUGGUAUUCUUGGGGUCCACCCAAUAUGCAGUGUAGAUUAUGUGCACCAUGUUGGAUUUAUUGGAAGAAAUACGGUGGCUUGAAAAUGCCAACUCUGACAAGUGAAGACAGAUAUUCUCCUAGUCAAACAGAGGAGCCAUGUGUCAGAACACACAUGUCUCGACAGGCAACACAAGGAAUACCUGUCCGGAACACUGGCAGUCCAAAAUCUGCUGUGAAGACACGCCAGUCUUUCUUCCUUCAUACUACAUACUUGACUAAACUCGCCCGCCAGGUCUGCAGAAAUACCCUACAGCUGAAACGAGCAGCGAGAAGACCUUUUGUCCUAAUUAACUGUGCUGCCAUUAGGGCAGAAUAUGCUGACAGACACUGUGAAUUUGUUGGAAAUCCACUGAAGAUUAAAAGCACUAGAAAAUCAUUAUCAUGCAUCAUUGGAUAUUUGGAGAUUCAUCCUUCAAUGAAACCUAAUAUAAUCAAGUCAACUCCAAGCCUUCAGAGUUCAAUGGCAAAGCGUUUGCUUGCUCCUCCUGGUCAUUCAUCCUUAAGUAUUUUGGGAAAGAGAAACUACAGCCACCAUCACAAUGGCCUUGAUGGACUCUCCAGUCAUACACAUGGAACUAAAAUGCAAGCUGCGCAUGAUUUCUAUGCCACUAAUGGUAAAACUUUACAAGUCGGCACAAGUGACCUUAUGCCAAGCGUUACACCGUUGCUCAAGAGGCAGAGACAAAACUGGCUCAAUGCUCCUGAUGAUGGUUUCUUUAUUGCUACAGAAGAGACCAGAAAACGUCGUAAGCAGUUUACCCGAUCACAACUGAAAAGAGCCUGUCGGACCCCAUGCACUUUAAUUCUGAGGAAGGUGAAGCCCCUUAUGACUCACAAAGAGACUCAAGAGAAUUUGAGCAAUCAUUCACAGCUGAAGCCACAACAGUGAAAUCUUAUUUUGCAGUUAUUUUUAAAGCAUCAUCCCCCUGGAAAGAAGCAAUUUCUGAAACUCAACAGAAUACCAUUCUUUCUGUGUCAAAGACAAUUUAGUGUUGGAUCUAAGGAGUGAAGUAUAGUGCUGGCCUUCCCCUUGGAAGCCAGAACUGCUUUGAGAUAAGGCAGCCAGGAUACAAGAUUUAUAUAGACCUUUCUAACUGCACUAAUAAUCACAGCUGGCACCUCAUUGAUGAGAACACAGAGAAUCAAUGCAGCCCAUUUUAAGGACAAAUUCAUACAACCUGUUAAACCAGCAUCUAUGAACUUUCUUCUGCCAAGACUAUCUCCAGAUGAAUCACAUAAAUAACAUUUCAUCAACAACAUAUUUAACCAUAGUGGUUUUGCCUUUAAAAGCUAUUGGGUACAUUGCACUGGCCCACUCCAAACACAGAGCUAUGUCUGUUGAAGCACAACCACCAGACUGCAUUGUCUUACCUUUAUUUUGGGGUGCCCUAAGGCAUACUGAAUUUCAGAAAUGCAGAGAAGCUAAACUGUUCCUUGAAGGCAAAGGAAGAUGGAAUGAGCCUAGAAAAUUCUGGAUGCAGGCCAAGACUGAGUGCAUUAGGUAUCCAAAUAUCAUCAGUAACCAACUCGGGAAGUGAUUUUUCUAUCAAAUGCUGUAAAGAAGUAAUAAUUCAGUGUGUUGGAUUUUAUGAAAGCAGCGGCUGGUCUGACAGUUCUUUUUUCUUU
Sceloporus undulatus (fence lizard) is the source of this 3023-nucleotide messenger RNA. It is a transcript of the gene MTA3, whose product is annotated as metastasis associated 1 family member 3. Gene Ontology annotation, cellular component: nucleoplasm; NuRD complex. The transcript is spliced from 19 exons. Lineage: Eukaryota; Metazoa; Chordata; Lepidosauria; Squamata; Phrynosomatidae. Bases 190 to 2286 code for a protein of 698 amino acids. Gene Ontology annotation, molecular function: sequence-specific DNA binding; transcription coactivator activity; chromatin binding. The record is from RefSeq and is a predicted model, not a curated record. Gene Ontology annotation, biological process: negative regulation of transcription by RNA polymerase II.